AUGUCCGGCGCCGAGGAGGCCGGCGGGGGCGGCCCGGCCGCAGGGCCCGCGGGCUCCGUGCCUGCCGGGGUCGGGGCCGGGCCCGGGGCGGCCGCGGGACCGGCGGCGGCGGCGCUGGGCGAGGCGGCGGGGCCCGGGCUCCCGGACGAGGCGGGCCUGGCCGGCGCCCGGCAGCUGCAGGAGGCAGCCGGCGACCCCGACGCGCCGCCCAAGAAGCGGCUGCGGGCGGCCGAGGCGGCCGAGGCGGCGGCGGCGGCGGCGGCGGCGGGCAGCGGGAAGCUGGAGGAACGGCUCUACUCGGUGCUGUGCUGCACCGUGUGCCUGGACCUGCCCAAGGCCUCCGUGUACCAGUGUACUAAUGGUCACUUGAUGUGCGCUGGCUGUUUUAUCCACCUACUAGCAGAUGCCCGGCUGAAGGAGGAGCAGGCCACAUGCCCCAACUGUCGUUGUGAGAUCAGUAAGAGCCUCUGCUGCCGGAACCUGGCUGUGGAGAAAGCCGUGAGCGAGCUGCCCUCAGAAUGUGGCUUUUGCCUGCGCCAGUUUCCUCGUUCCAUCCUGGAGAGGCACCAGAAAGAGGAAUGCCAGGACAGGGUGACCCAGUGCAAAUAUAAGCGCAUCGGCUGCCCAUGGCAUGGCCCUUUCCAUGAGCUGACAGUGCAUGAAGCUGCAUGUGCCCACCCCACCAAGACGGGCAAUGAGUUGAUGGAGAUCCUAGAUGAGAUGGACCAGAGCCACCGCAAGGAAAUGCAACUCUACAAUAGCAUCUUCAGCCUGCUCAGCUUUGAGAAGAUUGGCUACACAGAAGUCCAGUUCCGACCAUACCGCACGGAUGACUUCAUCACACGCCUGUACUAUGAAACACCGCGGUUCACAGUGCUGAACCAGACAUGGGUCCUGAAGGCUCGUGUGAAUGACUCAGAGCGCAACCCCAACCUGUCUUGCAAGCGCACACUUUCCUUCCAGCUCCUCCUCAAGAGCAAGGUCACAGCACCCCUGGAGUGCUCCUUCCUGCUGCUCAAGGGCCCGUAUGAUGAUGUGCGGAUCAGUCCUGUCAUCUACCACUUUGUCUUCACCAACGAGAGCAAUGAGACGGACUAUGUGCCUCUGCCCAUCAUCGACUCUGUGGAGUGCAACAAGCUGCUGGCUGCCAAGAACAUCAACCUGCGGCUCUUCCUCUUCCAGAUACAGAAGUAGGAUGGGCUCAGGAUGCCCAAGGAGCUGAGGGCCAAGGCCGGCGCCGCCAUCCCAUCCACCCCUGGCUUGGCAGCGGCUUCACAUGACCAUCUGAUCAUUUUAGCAAAAGAGGAGAACAGACAAAACCAAACACUGGGAAAGUCUGCAUGCGUGUGCCACAGGGUCCCUGCCUCCAGCUCCCCCUCUUCCUGGCCUCCCCCUCCUGAGGGUGGCUGGAGGCUGGGCUGACCGCAGAGGAGACAGUGCUUUGGGCUGCCCAGGCUCAGGGAUGGGUGUGAGGAGGGCAAGAACCAGCGGCCCUGCCCCUGCACCCAUCCUCACAGUGAGGCAGCACUGCCUGCUCUGGUCCCGGGCCGGGCUCAGGGGCCCUCGCUGACUUCAGACGGCAUAUUUGAUUGCAAUUAAAAGGCAGCCUUGUUUCCUA
Messenger RNA from Marmota monax (woodchuck), 1618 nucleotides. It is a transcript of the gene Zftraf1, whose product is annotated as zinc finger TRAF-type containing 1. The transcript has 4 exons. Gene Ontology annotation, cellular component: nucleus. The record is from RefSeq and is a predicted model, not a curated record. Lineage: Eukaryota; Metazoa; Chordata; Mammalia; Rodentia; Sciuridae. The coding region runs from base 1 to 1194 and encodes 397 amino acids.